AUGACCUUCCUGCCCACCGCCCGGCCGCCGCAGUCCGCCGAGAGCCCCGGCUUCCUCCGGGGCGGCUCCCUCUGGGGCAGCCGCCGCUGGAACCUCUUCGGAGGCAGCGGCUGGAGCGGUUCCAGCCCCAGGAAGAACUUCAGCUCCCUGCGGAAAAGCUUCAGCUUUCGCCUGCGCCGGGGCCACGAGCUGCGGCGCUCGGAGUCCGGGGGGCUCCUGCGCCCCGCGCGCCUUCGCACCAAGAGCGAGGGCGACGCCAGCUCCCUGCACACCUGCCCCAGCAAGCGGGACCUACUCUACCCGGAGCUGGCCAGGGUCGGGGGCCGGCUGCCCACCGACCCCGCACAAACGGGGGGACUCUGGAAACUCCUCACGAGCCGCUUCCGAAGGCGAGAGCGUGGCAGCACUGGCAACACGGGCCCCAAGGACCCCCACGGCGGUGUCGAGCCCAUUCUCCUGGGAGGGGUUCCGCUGCGGGCGCUGGAUUCGUUUGUGAACAGCCAGGAGUGGACCCUGAGUCGCUCGGUGCCUGAGCUGAAGGUGGGCAUUGUGGGAAACCUGUCCAGCGGCAAGUCAGCCCUGGUGCACCGCUACCUGACCGGCACCUACGUGCAGGAGGAGUCUCCAGAGGGUGGCCGGUUUAAGAAGGAGAUCGUGGUGGAUGGUCAGAGUUACUUGCUGCUGAUUCGAGAUGAAGGGGGCCCCCCUGAACUCCAGUUUGCUGCCUGGGUCGAUGCUGUGGUGUUUGUCUUCAGCCUGGAGGACGAGAUCAGCUUCCAGACCGUCUACAACUACUACCUGCGGCUCUGCAGCUACCGGAACACGGCGGAGGUGCCGAUGGUGCUGGUGGGCACACAGGAUGCCAUCAGUGCCACCAACCCCCGGGUCAUCGACGACUCCCGGGCACGGAAGCUCUCCAACGAUCUGAAGCGCUGCACGUACUACGAGACCUGUGCUACCUACGGCCUGAACGUGGAGAGGGUCUUCCAGGACGUGGCUCAGAAGGUGGUGGCUCUCCGGAAGAAGCAUCAGCUGUCCAUUGGCCCCUGCAAGUCCCUGCCCAACUCACCCAGCCAUUCAUCCGUCUCCGCAGCCUCCAUUCCUUCUGUCCACAUCAACCAGGCCACCAACGGCGGAGGAGCCUUCAGUGACUACUCCUCCUCUGUGCCCUCCACCCCGAGCAUCAGCCAGCGGGAGCUGCGGAUUGAGACCAUUGCUGCCUCCAACACCCCCACCCCCAUCCGCAAGCAGUCCAAGCGGCGCUCCAACAUCUUCACGGUAACCCCUGGCCCCCACCCCGACUCUCCCUACAAGAGCCCAGAGCAAAACGCAGGAACGGUGGGGAGAGGAAGAGGACUCUUGACUCUUCUCUUUCAGGGCAUUCUCCUCAAACGCAGCGGCAAGUCCCUCAACAAGGAGUGGAAGAAGAAGUAUGUGACGCUGUGUGACAACGGCGUCCUCACCUACCACCCCAGCCUGCACGACUACAUGCAGAAUGUCCAUGGGAAGGAGAUUGAUCUGCUGAGAACUACAGUGAAGGUCCCGGGCAAGCGGCUCCCCAGGGCCACGACGGCAGCAGCACCCAGUGCCAGCCCCAAAGCCAAUGGGCUGGCCAAGGAGCGGAGCAGCUCACAGCUGGCAGGAAGCACAGGUGCUCCCCACUCGACCAGCAGCACAUCCUUGCACUCCGAGCGCUCCAUCAGCGGCAUUAACCUGGUGGGCUUCAGCUCCAAGCCGGACGGGAUGCACCAGCGCUCCUACUCCGUGUCCAGCGCAGACCAGUGGAACGAGGCUGUGGCUAUCCCCGGCAGCUGCCCCAACCCCUCUAAUGGUACCGCCGACUCGCUCAGCUCCAGCCCAAACAUUUCCAGUACCGCCAGCCCGAAGCUGGAGCCGCCUCCGUCACCACAUGCCAACAGGAAGAAGCAUCGCAGGAAAAAGAGCACAGGGACGACUCGGCCUGAUGGCCCCAGCACAGCAGCAGAAGAACCAGAUGAGCCAUUUGAGUUCAUUAUCGUGUCGCUGACGGGCCAGACAUGGCUUUUUGAGGCCUCAACGUCGGAAGAGCGGGAGCUCUGGGUGCAGGCCAUCGAGAGCCAGAUCCUGGCCAGCCUGCAGGGCUGCGAGAGCAGCAAGAACAAGGCUCGGCUGGGCAGCCAGGGCGACGCUCAGGCCAUGCAGGCCGUCCGCACCGCGCGCGGGAACAGCUUCUGCGUGGACUGCGACGCUCCGAAUCCCGACUGGGCCAGUCUGAACCUGGGUGCCCUCAUGUGCAUCGAGUGCUCCGGGAUCCAUCGCAACCUGGGCACCCACCUGUCCCGCGUGCGAUCCCUGGACCUGGACGACUGGCCUAGCGAGCUUCUCAUGGUCAUGACAGCCAUCGGCAAUGCCCUGGCCAACGCCGUCUGGGAGGGAAUGGUGGAGGGGUACACCAAGCCCACUCCUGAGAGCAGUCGGGAGGAGAAGGAGCGCUGGAUCCGGGCUAAAUAUGAGCAGAAGCUCUUCCUGGCCCCACUGCCCCAGUCGGACAUCCCUCUGGGGCAGCAGCUGCUGCGGGCCGUGGUGGAGGAUGACCUGCGCCUCGUGGUGACGCUCCUGGCCCAUGGCACCAAGGAGGAAGUGAAUGAGACCUAUGGGGAUGGAGACGGGCGCACAGCGCUGCAUCUCUCCUGUGCUAUGGCCAAUGUCGUCUUCACACAGCUGCUCAUCUGGUACGGAGUGGACGUGAAGAGCCGGGAUGCUCGGGGCCUGACCCCGCUGGCCUAUGCCCGGCGAGCCGGCAGCCAGGAGUGCAUCGACAUCCUGCUGCAGCACGGCUGCCCCGGCGACAGCGCUGCCACGCUGACCCCCAGCCUGCCCCGCCGCAACGCCAACGCCAACAACAACGCUUGUGCCGCGGCACCGGCCGAGCUCGGCACCAGCCCCGGCGCGGUCUAACCCUGCGUGGGCUGUCCGCUCUCCCCACGGCCCCCCUCCAGCCCUGCUGGGGUCCAGGGCCGCAGAAGCGGGUCUGGGAGCACCACAACCGGGCAUCCCACGGUGCUUGCCCCCAUCGGGACUCCCGUUCUGGCCGAGAGGAGGCCGGGAGCCAGCUGGGAACCAGCAUCCCGCUCCUCUGUGCCGGUUCCAGUGGACUUUCCCAUGCAGCUAUGGGACUGUGCAGACCCGGUGCUGUCAGCUUGCAGAGGGGUUCCUGUUUAGUCACUGGGGCCACUCCAGUGUUCCCUGUUCUCGUGACCGGUACAUGGAGGGGGAGCUGGUUUCUCCUGCCCCCCCCAGACA
Molecule: messenger RNA, 3282 nt
Organism: Empidonax traillii (willow flycatcher)
Lineage: Eukaryota; Metazoa; Chordata; Aves; Passeriformes; Tyrannidae
Gene: AGAP3
Product: ArfGAP with GTPase domain, ankyrin repeat and PH domain 3
Exons: 20
Coding region: 1-2937 (978 amino acids)
Biological process (GO): proteasome-mediated ubiquitin-dependent protein catabolic process
Cellular component (GO): nucleus
Molecular function (GO): GTPase activity; GTP binding; GTPase activator activity
Source: RefSeq, a predicted model, not a curated record